Messenger RNA from Seriola dumerili (greater amberjack), 2408 nucleotides. It is a transcript of the gene dcx, whose product is annotated as doublecortin. Gene Ontology annotation, cellular component: axoneme. Bases 194 to 1246 code for a protein of 350 amino acids. The record is from RefSeq and is a predicted model, not a curated record. Gene Ontology annotation, biological process: intracellular signal transduction; retina development in camera-type eye; axoneme assembly. Lineage: Eukaryota; Metazoa; Chordata; Actinopteri; Carangiformes; Carangidae. The transcript has 7 exons.
UCUCAGACUGAAGCAGACAGACAAAGGCGAAGGGGAGAGACGGCGUGCUUCUAUCCUGCAGCAUCGACUCACACACUCACAUCCACUCCCCACACACACACACUCCCUUCACUCCGCAAGCAGCGACGCAGACUCUUCGGAGCUGGUCACCACCACCGCACAUUUGUCACAACCAUCACAACUUUCAGUCAUCAUGGAGCUAGACUUUGGACAUUUUGACGAGCGAGACAAGGCAUCCCGUACCCCGCGGGGUGGGCGCAUGAAUGGACUCCCCAGCCCUACCCACAGCGCCCACUGCAGCUUCUACCGCACGCGCACUCUCCAGGCCCUCACCAGUGAGAAGAAAGCCAAAAAGGUGCGCUUCUACCGCAACGGAGACCGCUACUUCAAGGGCAUCGUGUACGCUGUGGCCAACGACCGAUUUCGCACCUUUGACUCCCUGCUGGCUGACCUCACGCGCUCGCUGUCUGACCACAUCAACUUGCCACAGGGUGUCCGCUUCAUCUUCACUAUUGACGGCGCUCGUAAGAUCGGAUCCAUGGAUGAGCUAGAGGAAGGGGAAAGCUACGUUUGUGCAUCAGAGAACUUCUACAAGAAGGUCGACUACACAAAGAAUGUCAACCCCAACUGGUCCGUGAAUGUAAAGGCCUCAGCAAGCCAGAAGAACAUGCAGUCCUUAGCUGCCAAGGCCGCGAACGAGCCCAGAGAGACCAAGGACUUUGUUCGACCCAAACUUGUGACCGUGAUGCGCAGUGGUGUGAAGCCACGCAAAGCUGUGCGCGUCCUGCUCAACAAGAAAACGGCGCACUCCUUCGAGCAGGUCCUCACUGACAUCACAGAGGCCAUUAAACUUGAAAGUGGCGUGGUCAAGAGGAUCUACACACUUGACGGCAAGCAGGUUACCUGCCUUCAAGAUUUCUUUGGUGAUGACGAUGUCUUCAUUGCGUGUGGACCAGAGAAAUUCCGCUAUGCCCAGGAUGACUUCUCUCUGGAUGAGAACGAGUGCAGGGUGAUGAAGGGACCCAAAACUCCACGUGGUUCAGUAAAGAGUCCUGGUCCGAUCAAGCGCAGCAAGUCUCCUGCUGAAUCGACCAAUGGGACGGGCUCCAGCAGCCAGCUCUCCACCCCGAUUUCCAAGCAUUCCCCUACCUCCACCCCCACCAGUCCAGGCCUGAACAACAAGCAGAAGGAUCUCUACCUGCCCUUAUCUCUGGAUGAUGAUGAUUCUCUCGGCGAAUCCAUGUAGACUCUCCUCCUGCAGCCUGCCUCCCUUUUUUGGCCUGAAACACAGAAGUUUUUAUACCUCUGCUGCUUUCCACCUUCACUCACAGUGCCACCUGUUGUCUAGGAGAACCACUCUUUGUCUCUUUUUAAGGCCUUAGCCACCAGGGCUAUGACACCAUUUGCUGCUUGAGAAUAACACAAACACCUUUUCUUUUUUUAAAUCAGUUUCAACCACUUUGUAACAAUCAGCUCACUGAUGUUCAGACAUGUUUCUAUGUGGAGGUUAGCCACUGUUUUUUAAAAGGGUACACAGUUCACUGACCCACAGAUUUCAUGGUGUAAAAGCUUCUUCUCUCAGCUGUCUUAGACAUUUUGUUGAAGGAUUCACUCUGACUUCAAUGUUUCAGUCACACAAUUCCAAGCAGCAAAUGGCCAUUUUUAGGGGUGUUAGUCAGAACUGACUCAACUUUUGUAUCACUUGUAUUUGUGACGUUCCUCCAUGUCCCUCUGUCCUCCUGCCCUACGGUAAAUGGUGUGAAAGGUAAUGGUUCCUCGUCAGAGGAAGUUUGCUAAGCCAGAGAACGUCUUUCUAACCCGCUGUAAAUACUGUGUAUAGCUAUCCAUCAUAACAUCUCUGCCCAAUGUCCAUUGCUGUGCUUCCAUAACGUCACUACAAUAUCUGUCUAACAUUUGCUCAACAUAAUACAGGGUAUGGUCAAAGUAAAAGAAGCAACCAAAAUGAAGUCCCACCACAGAGGGUGAGGAUGUGUGGGAUGCAGCUCCUGACUGAAGAGGAUUGUUGGUCGGAAGCCCACACCUCCUCGAUGACAAUUCAUGUUCCCUACAUGAGAAAUUAUAAAACCGUAAUUGUGUAAAAUGAUACUAUUUAAACUACCAUAAAUCCAUAUGUUUAUGCUGUAAUUGGCGUUCAUCUUGUCCAAUCUGAGACAAGGCGGAGAAAAAGCAUCUCACAUAGCCCUCAUGGGAAAUCUUUAUGUUGGUGUUUCCUCCAUUUUGACCCUCUACAUAGACAGUAGGCUAUACAUGGUAUAUAUAUACCCUCUGUGUUUUAGAUUUUCACAAACUGCAGUGCAUGAUAUUGGUGAAUGGUUAUGAAAUUUUGGGCAUGUAAAAAGCUGAUUGAAAGGACCUAACAAUGCAUAAAACAACCAAAGGAAAAACAA